ACACACACACACAGACUCUCUCUUUCCCACAUUUCAUUUCCCAAUUCUCAGAGAUCUAUCGUCUAGUUUCUCCUCCCUUGUUCUUCAUCUUCUUCUUUCUCUUUGGUUGAGUCUGAGAUAUGAACGAAGAAAUCGGUCCGUCGACGCCUACUUGUUCGAGCUCUACGAAAGAACCAGUCUUUGUUCGGGCAAGAAGAGAGCCAUUCGAGCAUGGACUCCUUCCAAUACCGAAGCUCAUCUUCUCAGAUGGCACAGCAACCCUAGGCCCUUUCAAGGAGAAGUUCAUCCAACACGCUUCUGCUUCUUCCUCUCCCCUCCGAAUCGACGCCGACGGCAUUUCCCAAGUGCUUCAGAUCUCGAUCGAGAAUGCUCGCCUUGUCCUUGACACCCUCGCCGCGGUGUUACCCUCUGAUUCAGACCCUCUAGUCACCGCCAAGCCUGGGGACUUGGAUUAUGUUGGCGCUGAUAUUAACGAUCUGAUUCUCUUCCUUUACAUCCAAUCUUACAAGAGACUUCUCCCCAGGACCCACAAGGAUUCCGCUUCCGUCGCUGAUGUCUGGCCUUCCACUUCCGCCUUCGAUGGUUACCUAUCGGCGCUCUCCCCAUUGCAGCUUGUGCGCAGCAACAGCCGGCGAUUUAUGCCAUCACAAGCUGAUGAAGAGGCGUAUCAGCUAUCUUAUCUACAGAAGCACAUGACAAACAUUCUUGCUCUGCUGGCAGAGUCUAUAGAAGGCGAGAAUGAGGAAUCGUUGGUUUUGACCUUAGAGAGGUUUGAGCACCUUGGGUUUCUCAUGCAAUUCGGUGAAAAAGGAUCUGAAGCUCCAUUGAGCCAAGCUGCACCAUUUUUCGCAAAUUCAGAUCCCGACAUGCCAGCUGUUCCUGUUCCUGCAUCACAAGUUCAUGACUGGAUUCUGCAGAAUAUAACCACUGCUUUAGAAAAUAUAUCUGAAAGAAUUGCUUCAAAAGAAAGUGGGCCACCCAAUAACUCUGAUCAGGAUGUUGCUAUGGCUGAUGCAUGCACAAGUUCAUUCAAGGGCUCAAGUGGUAUGAGAAGUCCUAGCUUUGUAGAGGGAAUUUCCAAAACUUCAAUUGUAAAGCAAGCAUCUGAUCUUAAAGGCUCUUCUGUAAAGGUUUUAAAUUGUCAUGACUCAGUGAUCUACAUAUUGGCACCUUUAAGAUAUGCCACUGUUUAUGGGUGCUCUGAUGCUACUAUAGUUCUUGGAGCCAUUGGCAAGGCUGUAAGAGUGGAGCACUGUGAACGUGUGCAAGUGAUUGUGGCAGCUAAACGUAUCUACAUUGCCAACUGUCGCGAGUGUGUGUUCUUCCUGGGUGUAAAUCAGCGACCACUUAUUCUUGGUGAUAACCAUAAACUGCAGGUGGCUCCAUAUAAUACAUUUUAUCCACAACUGGAGGAGCACAUGAAUCAAGUUGGUGUUGAUGCAACUAUCAACAGAUGGAAUGAACCCCUGGUGCUGGGUAUGGUUGAUCCUCACGAUUCAUUAUCUCAUCCCGCAGGGGUCUCUGAUGUUCAAGCUGAGUCUGCUACAUGCCUUGAUCCUGACCAGUUCACAAAUUUUUUGAUUCCUAAUUGGUUUGGAGGCGAAUCACCUGCAUCCACAAAGCACAACCCUUUUCCAUUGCCUGAGAUUUAUACGGCCUCUCAACAGAAAAAUCAUCAGAAUCUAGGAGAGAUUAAGCAAGCUUUGAGAGAUCUGCACCUUGAAGAGAGCCGCAAACGGGAAUUAUCUUGUGCUCUCCAUAUCUACUUUAAAGACUGGCUUUAUGCAUCUGGAAAUAUCCGUCAGCUUUACUGCCUACAAGCUGACUGAGGUUGUACGAUAUUUUUGCAUUAUCAGGUGCUUGGAAGAGGUUGUAUAUUUAGCUUUCUGGUUCUCCAUAUCUUCCAUUGACCCUUUGUGUCACCUUACUCUGUGACCCCGCAUGGAGUGGAAUCAUUCAUUUGUAGUGUCGGCGACGCACCUAUUUAUAUAUUGACAGCAUUGCACAAAAAGGCAAGGGAAAAUGUGUGGUUGAAUCUUCUGUAUGUCUUAUUUAACCAAGUUUUACUCUGAAAUUGAGGUACAGGUAUCCAUUACUGCUUGAACUUAAUUGAAUAGAAAUGUCUGCUGCUCAUUUUUGCAGCAUAGAUUGAAUU
This is a messenger RNA of Telopea speciosissima, 2155 nucleotides long. RefSeq names its product TBCC domain-containing protein 1-like. Bases 120 to 1829 code for a protein of 569 amino acids. The transcript has 9 exons. Lineage: Eukaryota; Viridiplantae; Streptophyta; Magnoliopsida; Proteales; Proteaceae. The record is from RefSeq and is a predicted model, not a curated record.